GACCCGGGAUUGAAUGUUGAUAUGUGAGGCCCCGUCUUUCAACCCAUUGUGGGCAUAGCCGAACUUAUAAUGGGCUUGCUAAAAGAGGCCCCUUUUAGUGCCCACUGGGAGGAGUUUUAAAAAAUAUAUAUAUAUAAAAGCGAGUUGGCAACAAUGGCAAAGAGACUGGACACACGUGUAAACAAAAAUGUUAUUAAAAUGCAUUCAUCAUAUAUAAUAAAAUAGAAAUUAAUUUACUAAUGUUUAGUUCGAAAUUAUUUUAAAGAUUAUGUACUUAACUAACGAUCUAAGUCGAUUUUUAACUAUGGAAUAUUUGUAUAUCAUUCGGGAAAUCAAUUGAUUACAAUAUCAAUGUCUUUUAAUAAGGAUGCGUAUUGUUAAUCAUACGGAAAUUCGUACAAAGUACAUUACUGAUCGUUCUACUCGAGGUCAUUGAUGAUAACAAGCUGAUAAACGUAUUUAAAAAAGCAAUAGUAACAGAUUAUUUUCAGAAAAAUGGACGUAGUUGUGAUUGGCGGUUGUGUAGUAGAUCUAAUCAGCUAUGCUGAUCGUUUUCCUGUUGCUGGGGAAACUCUAAUAGGAUCAAAUUUUUCCAAAGGAUUUGGAGGAAAAGGUGCUAAUCAAUGUGUCAUGAUCAGUAGAUUGGGAGGUAGAACAGCAAUGAUUGCAAAGUUAGGAGAUGAUACUUUUGGUAAAGAAUAUUUUGAAUGUUUUCAAAUGAACCAAAUUAAUUAUGAGCAUGUAACAGUUACAACAGAAAGUUCAACAAGUACAGCAACUAUAUGUGUCACAAAGAAUGGUGAAAACAGUAUUAUCUACGUUCCUGGUGCAGUCAAUUGUCUUAGUAAAGAAGAUAUUUAUAAUGCUGAAAAAGUUAUUGCACAAACAAAAGUUCUGUUAUGUUGUAAUGAAUGCCAAUUAGAUGUAUUAUUAGAAGCUCUAAAGGUUGCUCAAAAACAUAAAGUUUAUACAAUUGUUAAUGCUGCUCCAAUAUGUCCUGAACCUUAUGACAGUGUUUAUCCUCUAUGCGAUAUUCUGUGUGUGAAUGAAGUUGAAGUAGAAGCAAUAACAAAUUUGAAAGUAAUUACAAUUGAAUCAGCAUAUAAUGCUUGCACAGUUUUAUUGAAUAAAGGAUGCAAUGUAGUUAUCAUAACUUUAGGAGCUAAAGGAGCAGUGUUUUGUACAAAGGAUAACCCAAAACCUAAACAUGUUCCUGCAAAAAAAGUAGAUGCUGUAGAUACUACUGGUGCUGGUGAUGCAUUUUUAGGAAGUUUAACAUAUUACAUUGCUUUACAUCCUAAUCUCUCUCUGGAAGAAAAGAUUUCACGUUCUUGUGAAAUAGCUUCCGUAAGUGUUUUAUCUAGUGGCACACAGAAAAGUUUUCCAUAUAGAAAAGAAUUAGAAGAAAGAUUGUUUGUUUGAAUAUGUAUAUUCUAUGAUUUAAUUUCCUUCAUAUUGGGUAAUAUAAUGCAUUUAUUAAGGAAACUUCAAUCCAAUGUAAUUGGAUUCAUAUGUUAUUGUAAAACCAAGUUAAAGUACUUCGUAAAAAUAAAAAAUUUUAUAACUA
This is a messenger RNA of Centruroides sculpturatus (bark scorpion), 1567 nucleotides long. Its product is annotated as ribokinase-like. Gene Ontology annotation, biological process: D-ribose metabolic process. Gene Ontology annotation, molecular function: ribokinase activity. The transcript has 8 exons. Lineage: Eukaryota; Metazoa; Arthropoda; Arachnida; Scorpiones; Buthidae. Bases 496 to 1422 code for a protein of 308 amino acids. The record is from RefSeq and is a predicted model, not a curated record.